Messenger RNA from Plasmopara halstedii, 447 nucleotides. RefSeq names its product serine threonine protein variant. The record is from RefSeq and is a predicted model, not a curated record. The transcript has a single exon. The coding region runs from base 1 to 447 and encodes 148 amino acids. Lineage: Eukaryota; Oomycota; Peronosporomycetes; Peronosporales; Peronosporaceae.
AUGGAGACAAUGGUACGAAAACACCAAGUGUGGAAUCUUUACGAAAGUCCAUUAGACAAGUAUCAUCCUGUGGAUCUUCUUGAAUCAAGUCCAAAGAGCAGCAAAUUUUCUGGAGCGAGCACACUUUCUUUACAAGCACGUAGUAAAAUUAAGAGCAAAAUCAAUCUCGAUGAUCUUCUUGUGUUUGAAAUUCCACCACUUCACAUGUCAAUGUCUAAGAAAAGCAGUAAAGCUGCAUUAGCAUUAAGUUCUGUGGGCGUCGGUAAUGUACGUAAAUUAGAUACAGCACUCUUUCUGGUGGAAUAUCAAGGAUAUCAAGUUGUAAUUCAAGCACUUAUGCGAUCAAAGAAACGUCUGGAACAAUAUUCUGUGGAGCAAAUUUGUCUUGCUGCAUCACUUGAUCAUGCAUCUUAUCGUUCACUUUAUUGGUGUCACCACUGGCUGUAG